AGUUCGUCGUGUAUAGUUUUAAAUAAAAUUGUUUCGGACUUUAUAUUAAAUAAGUUUCGAAGUGUGUGCACUUUGCUGGCAAGAGCACAUCACUAUUUAACAUAGUAAAACCAGUAUAAAUAAUUUUAUGUAUAGGAGUAGAAAAUGGAAUGACUUGCCAAAGCGUAGAGCAUUUCGAGUGUGUUAGAGAGAGAAAGCGGUGAUGCAAACGUUGCUGCGCCGCUCCGUGUUGCCACUUGGCAGAUAAAAUUGUAAUUUGUAUGAAUACUGUUAAAUCCGAAAUGGAUUCGCAGAUAGUUGAUAUGCAAAUAUAUUAAAUAUUUAUGAGAACGGACAGAAUUGAAGAAGUGUUUCCUGUUAAAUCUGUUCGACAAUAUUCGCGCCAAUGAAACAUAGUGAUUAGGGCAAGUUGGCAGCUCUAGUACUCUCGUGCUCAUUAAUUAGUUCGCAUUUUAAGGAGACGAAGGUAAAAUUUAGAUAGCGACGCGUUUCAUGUAAAAUACAACCAUUUUACAAUAAAAUAAAAACUUUGUGAAAAUCCUUAUCACUGAGUGCGUGUGUGUCGCGUAUAUGUUGCAAACGCAAGCCGUUUGCUCAAGCCCAAUAGCCAGUACAUAGUUACAAAUAUAAAAUAAAACACAAGCUAAACAAUGAUGAAAAUGGAGACUGACAAAAUGGACGAGACUAACAACUCCAACGCACAACCUUUCACAACAACAAUGUUGUACGAUCCGGUGCGCAAGAAAGACUCAUCGCCCACAUAUCAGACGGAGCGGGAACUCUGCUUUCAGUACUUCACCCAAUGGAACGAGGCGAGUCAAGUGGAUUUUGUGGAGCAGUUAUUAUCGCGAAUGUGCCACUAUCAGCACGGACAAAUCAAUGCCUAUCUAAAGCCAAUGCUGCAGCGGGACUUCAUAACGUUGCUGCCAAAAAAAGGUCUGGACCACAUUGCGGAAAAUAUUUUAUCGUACUUGGAUGCAGAAUCUCUCAAAUCGGCUGAAUUGGUUUGCAAAGAAUGGCUGCGCGUCAUCUCCGAGGGCCAGCUCUGGAAGAAGCUCAUCGAACGAAAAGUGCGCACAGAUUCGCUGUGGCGUGGUCUGGCCGAGAGGCGCAAUUGGAUGCAGUUUCUAUUCAAGCCACGGCCUGGGCAAACACAACGACCGCACUCAUUCCAUCGUGAGCUGUUCCCCAAAAUCAUGAAUGAUAUUGAUAGCAUAGAAAAUAAUUGGAGAACCGGACGUCAUAUGCUGCGACGCAUCAACUGUCGUUCGGAGAAUUCAAAGGGUGUCUAUUGUCUGCAGUACGAUGAUGGUAAAAUAGUGUCCGGUUUGCGUGACAAUACUAUUAAGAUAUGGGACCGCACGGAUUUGCAGUGCGUAAAGACGCUUAUGGGACACACGGGCUCAGUGCUUUGUCUGCAAUACGACGACAAGGUCAUCAUAAGUGGCUCAUCCGACUCAACGGUGCGUGUGUGGGAUGUCAAUACUGGUGAAAUGGUCAAUACGUUGAUACAUCAUUGCGAAGCGGUGCUACAUUUGCGUUUCAAUAAUGGCAUGAUGGUUACCUGUUCAAAGGAUCGUUCCAUUGCUGUCUGGGAUAUGACAUCGCCCAGCGAAAUAACUUUGCGUCGUGUCCUCGUCGGUCAUCGUGCCGCUGUCAAUGUGGUUGACUUCGAUGAGAAGUACAUUGUCUCGGCCAGUGGUGAUCGUACCAUUAAGGUCUGGUCGACAUCGAGCUGUGAAUUUGUGCGAACGCUAAAUGGCCAUAAGCGUGGAAUUGCAUGUCUGCAAUACCGUGAUCGAUUGGUUGUCAGCGGCAGUUCGGAUAACUCUAUAAGACUCUGGGACAUUGAGUGCGGUGCUUGUUUGCGUGUCUUGGAAGGUCACGAAGAGCUCGUCCGUUGCAUACGCUUUGAUACGAAGCGUAUUGUCAGCGGUGCCUACGAUGGCAAGAUCAAGGUUUGGGAUUUAGUGGCAGCGCUGGAUCCGCGAGCCGCCUCCAACACGCUGUGCCUAAAUACGCUUGUGGAACAUACUGGACGAGUUUUUCGACUUCAAUUCGACGAGUUCCAGAUUGUUAGUAGCUCGCAUGAUGAUACAAUUUUGAUAUGGGACUUUCUCAAUUUCACACCCAAUGAAAAUAAGACAGGCCGCACACCAUCACCGGCCCUUAUGGAACAUUAACAUUUUGUAAAAAUGCAGCUCCGCGACUUUCAACUAUACUCAUCAAGCGACGAGGAUGGCAGCAAUAAUAAUGGUGAUGAUGAUGAAAAUGAUGUCGAUGUUGAUGAUGAUGAUGACUAUAAUAUUCGCGAGUUGUUUGAAAAUGAAUUAUGGAAUGAUAAUUAGCCAGCACACACAGCAUUGAGACCCGUCUAUAAUAUUAUGAACCCAAGAUACAGCGAUCUCUGAGCGUAAAUUUAUACUGAAAGCUUCUAAAUAAAAAAACGAACUAAAUGAAAACAUGAAAGUUAAAUGAAAAACACACAUGCAUAAAAAAUAAAGGAAUCAAUUAAGUUAUAAAAAAA
Scaptodrosophila lebanonensis is the source of this 2527-nucleotide messenger RNA. RefSeq names its product beta-TrCP (gene slmb). Gene Ontology annotation, molecular function: protein dimerization activity. The transcript has 8 exons. NCBI's taxonomy places the organism in Eukaryota, Metazoa, Arthropoda, Insecta, Diptera, Drosophilidae. Bases 651 to 2183 code for a protein of 510 amino acids. The record is from RefSeq and is a predicted model, not a curated record.